Postia placenta MAD-698-R-SB12 is the source of this 1666-nucleotide messenger RNA. RefSeq lists its product as hypothetical. The record is from RefSeq and is a predicted model, not a curated record. NCBI's taxonomy places the organism in Eukaryota, Fungi, Basidiomycota, Agaricomycetes, Polyporales, Adustoporiaceae. Bases 1 to 1632 code for a protein of 543 amino acids. Gene Ontology annotation, molecular function: FAD binding; DNA binding. Gene Ontology annotation, biological process: circadian regulation of gene expression; entrainment of circadian clock by photoperiod. The transcript has 10 exons. Gene Ontology annotation, cellular component: nucleus; cytoplasm.
AUGAAUCUCCAGAAUUCUGGUGUCAAGAAUUUGACGAAAGGAGAUUCAAUCGUCUACUGGAUGAGAAUGGAGGACCUCAGGACUCGCGACAACAGAGCCUUAGCGCAAGCAUCCGAGCAAGCUCGGGAAGAUCAUGUCCCUCUCAUCGCCUUUUUCGUCCUAAGCCCGCACGACUACAUUGCACACGACAGGAGUGCUCGUAGAAUCGACUUCACUCUGCGAAAUCUGCGGUGCAUCAGGUCCUCGCUCGCCGAGCUGCACGUUCCGCUCUACACGACUACGCAUACACCACGCACCAACAUCCCAUCUUAUGUCUUGUCUCUACUGAAUGAGUGGAAUGCGACAAGACUCUACGCCAACAUUGAAUACGAAGUUGAUGAGCUUCGACGAGACAUCAAGGUGUGCGAGCUGGCUAGAGAAAAGAAGGUGGCUUGUACAUUCGUACACGACAAAUGCAUUAUUCCGCCCGGAAAGGUUUUGACGAAAGGAGAGAAGGGAUAUACAGUCUAUUCUCCUUUCUUGCGUGCAUGGACUCCUCACCUGACGCCGUCCAAAGGCGAGGCUGACCCAUUGGCAUAUGCUCCUUCUCCAGCUGCCAAUUCGCCCUCGAUCCAUAACCAUCCGGUGUACGGGAAGCUGUUCGACCAGUCUGUUCCAGAUGAAGUCGAUGGCUUCUCGCUCCAAGAUACCGAAGAGAGAGACAGGAUUAGGACAUGCUGGCCUGCGGGUGAAGAUGCCGCUAAAGAGAUCUUGGAACGCUUUGUGAAUACCAUGGCACGGUCAGAGCAGAUGGGCGCCGUCAAUCCGCUUUCGAACGGCGCCAAAGUGCCUACCAAAAGUCCUACUAAAGAUAGCCGUAUCGGAAAGUACAAAGAUGCGCGAGACAAAGUAGAUGCGGACACAACUAGCCGAUUGAGCCCCUAUCUUGCCGCAGGUGUAAUUUCUGCGAGAGAAUGUAUCAGGGCCACCAUGCAAUUAUCUGCGUCGAAAGCGCCAAAGGUCGACGUCAGCCGCGAAACGGGAUCAGGUCGCUGGGUGCAAGAGAUAGCCUGGCGUGACUUCUACACACAUGUCGUUGCGCUCUUCCCUCGUGUAUCUAUGGGACGCCCGUUCCAAGAGAAGCUGUCUAGUAUCAAAUGGGAAGCUGACACUGCCGGUGACCACCUUCAGGCUUGGAAGGACGGGCGCACGGGCGUUCCUAUUGUUGACGCAGGGAUGCGCCAGGCCCUCGCGAUGGGCUGGAUGCACAAUCGCGUGCGGAUGGUUGCGGCGAUGUACCUCGUGAAGGAUCUCAUGAUCGACUGGAGACUCGGAGAAAAACACUUCAUGGAGACGCUCAUCGACGGUGACCUCGCUUCAAACAACGGCGGAUGGCAAUGGAGCGCAAGCACCGGCGUGGACCCGGCACCAUACUUCCGGAUAUUCAACCCAUACACGCAAAGCCAGAAGGCAGAUCCGACAGGAGAUUACAUACGGUACUUUGUCCCAGAGCUGGCGAACGUCCGCGGUGCCGAUAUCCAUAAUCCGCCGCCCGCACUUGCGGACAAGCUGGGCUAUCCGAGGCCGCUCGUCAAGCACGACGAAGCCAGGCAACGUGCGAUUCGGCGUUAUAAGAAUCCCGGACAGGAGUAGGUCCUGCUAAGUGUGGCUUCAUCACGAUGUGUGC